AUGGGUGCUGGCGGAGAUCCAUUGAAUGCUUUUACAGUGCUCAUGUCUCAAAAGCCCAAAAUCGCUUCCAAGUCGUCACAUCCCGUUCACCCCUCUGCAACGUCACCCCAUGUUUUCCAGGGCCGUGAUGCUUUGGGGACCUAUAUCAAACACCCGGAAUCAACUCCCGGAGUUGUAUAUUAUAACGAUGAUUUCGUUGCCAUAACUGAUCUGUACCCUAAAUCAAGCCUACAUCUUCUUCUACUGCCUAGAGACCCAUCGAAAUCUCGAUUACAUCCGUUUGAUGCCUUCGAAGACCGUGAGUUCUUAGCCAAGGUGCGCGACGAAACAAUGAAGCUUCGAAGCUUAGCUGUCUCUGAACUGCGACGUAUGUAUGGCAAAACUUCUCGUUCCGAGGCCGCUCGCCUGGAAGCCAUGGAUGCCGACCCGCCUCCAAAUGAGCUGCCUCCUGGCCGGGAUUGGGAAAAGGAGAUAUCAUGUGGUGUACAUGCUCAUCCGUCAAUGAAUCAUCUCCACGUCCAUGUUAUAUCCAGAGACAGGCACAGUCCGAGCCUCAAACACAAAAAACACUAUAAUAGCUUUUUCACACCAUUCUUUGUUCCGAUUCUUGAUUUCCCCCUUGACAUCGAUGAUGCGAGGAGGCAUCCUGGAAGGGAAGGCUACCUCCAGCGUGACUUGGAAUGUUGGAGGUGUGGAAUGAGUUUUGGUAAUAAAUUUACAAAAUUCAAAGAUCACUUGGAAGAGGAAUUUAAUACUUGGAAGACUCUAUGA
Messenger RNA from Ophidiomyces ophidiicola, 771 nucleotides. RefSeq names its product aprataxin-like protein (gene HNT3). The record is from RefSeq and is a predicted model, not a curated record. NCBI's taxonomy places the organism in Eukaryota, Fungi, Ascomycota, Eurotiomycetes, Onygenales, Onygenaceae. Gene Ontology annotation, biological process: double-strand break repair; single strand break repair. Gene Ontology annotation, molecular function: double-stranded RNA binding; single-strand break-containing DNA binding; mismatched DNA binding. The transcript has 2 exons. Bases 1 to 771 code for a protein of 256 amino acids. Gene Ontology annotation, cellular component: nucleus.